Molecule: messenger RNA, 1263 nt
Organism: Beta vulgaris subsp. vulgaris (sugar beet)
Lineage: Eukaryota; Viridiplantae; Streptophyta; Magnoliopsida; Caryophyllales; Amaranthaceae
Exons: 1
Coding region: 1-1263 (420 amino acids)
Source: RefSeq, a predicted model, not a curated record
AUGGGUUUCUGGGAAAACAAUAAAUGGCAGUGGGAACUGUCAUGGGUCAGGACCUUCAGAAUUAGAGAUUCAAUAGAAUGGGAACAAUUGCAUCCCUUGUUGCUUCAAGCUCCGAUCCAGCAUAAUGAAAAAGACUCCCUUGUAUGGACUCUCAGCUCAAAUGGCGAAUUCACAGUAAAAUCCUUCUAUGAUGAACUUUACAAAGAUGUGACUCCUUGUUUGGGUAGCCUCUCGCGGAAAAUUUGGUCUGGACUUGUCCCUCUCAGAAUAGAAGUGUUUACAUGGUUAGCAGUACAAGAAAGAAUAAACACUAAGAAGAAGCUCACGUCUCUUGGCAUCAUUCCUCCUUCAGAGUCAGGUUGCAUCUUAUGUGAUUCAGGGCCUGAGGAUAUCUCUCACUUAUUCUUAUUCUGCCCUUUUGCUAUGGAAAUAUGGAGUUGGUGGUGGAACUUGUGGAAUAUUUCAUGGGUAUGGCCCAAGUCUCUUGCUCAAGCUUUAUCGCAAUGGAUCUUCCCAGGGAAAGGUAUUUUCUUCAAACAAAUCUGGUUCUCCUCCUUCAUUGUAAUCAUAUGGUCUGUAUGGAGAGAAAGAAACGAGCGAAUUUUCAACAGCAAAUCGUCGUCUACCAGGGAUAUAAAGACUUUAGUGCUGGUCCGUUUAUGGUGGUGGGUAAAAUCGUGGAAACUUCCAUUCCUCUACUCAGUUGAGGAAGUAAUUAGAAAUCCAAAAUGUCUACAAUGGGGUUCUUCCAAAGCCCCGAAGCCCAAAAUCUCUCACUCUCACCUCAAAAACAUUGCGGAGGUUGGAAGCUGCAAAUUAAUUCUUCGCUGGGUAGUGGGCUUCACCCCUUUCUCGCCUUCAAAUGGAGCAGAUGGGGGAGGAAUUUACAGUGGACACCUUCGUAAUAAUUGGGGAGACACUCUUUGCUCCUUCUCCUGUCCCUUUCCUCCGAUGAACCCAGAAAAUGUGGCGGUAUUAGCUAUUCAUCGUGCAAUUCAAAUCUCUCUCAGUUAUGGAACCGCAGGAGUUCAGGAAAUUUCAAUAAAUUCCGACUCCAUUUUGGCAAUCAGAUGGUGUCUCAGUCGCUCAGAUGGACCAAGCAAUCUUUCUUUCAUCCUAAAUUUUAUCAGAUCCACUCGCCAGAAGCUUCCUUUGUUCCAGAUUAAUCUUCAAUCUGAUAGUAAUGCCCAGAUUAGGAAAAUCUCAGAGAAGAAAAGAUUUGUUUUUUCAGAUGAAGUUAUUUGGGAGAAAUAUCCUAAGUAG